Molecule: messenger RNA, 1146 nt
Organism: Schistosoma rodhaini
Lineage: Eukaryota; Metazoa; Platyhelminthes; Trematoda; Strigeidida; Schistosomatidae
Source: the annotation of a GenBank genome assembly
AUGACUGAUGAAGAAUCAGUUGAGUUGAUGGCUUCAAAAAUUCAUCUUCUGCAAAGAUCCCGUUUUACUAACCUACCAUUAUUACCAUUAUUAUUACUAUCAGAUACUAAUUCAUCAUCAACUCAAAAUAACUUAUCAACCUCUAAAAAUUAUGCAAAUCCUUCUACUACUUUUACUAUGAAUAGUAAUAUAGGUUUGGAGAAAAACAAAUCUUCACUAACCAAUUACAAUCAUGCAAAUAAUUGGUCUAGAUUAAAUAAUAUAUAUGACACGAAGGAAUGUAGUUCCUUUCGACGUUUACUUAUGUCCUAUUGGUGUCCUAGAUCCAUAAAUGGAGCUCAAAUGUUACUCGAAGAAUCAAAAUCUUCCUAUUGCUUCUCUACUGGAAUUGAAAACUUGGACAUUCUACUCAAUGGAGGUUUGAGAACCGGUGAAAUUACAGAAAUAAUCGGUAAAUCUGCUACUGGAAAAACUCAAUUCUGCCUUUCUGUAUGUGCUUCUGUACUUCGAAAUUAUAAAACCGUCUCCAUUGUCUAUCUGGAUACAAAGGGUGAUUUUAUUGCAGAUAGAUUACGAGAAUAUCUUAAAAAGCAAAAUGUCAAACAGGAUGACAAACAAUAUCUCACCAGGAUUCGCUGUUGUUUAGUACCAACAUUUGGCCAUCUCAUUGAUUCACUAAUAACAAUACGAAUGCACAUUGAUAAAGCACAACGUCAUCUCCACAACAUAUCCUCUCCUACUGAAGAAUUUUUCUCAAAUUGUAAACUUAUUAUUAUAGAUAGUUUAACGAUACCAUUUUUAACAUGCAUGUCCGCUUUACCACAAUUGGCUAUAUCACAACUUGCACUUAUCAUAUCUGAACUUCAACGUAUAUCUACAUUAAGUCAUUGUGCUAUCUUAGUAACUAAUCAUGCUAAAUCACAAUUUACAUCGCAUACAUCAUUAUUACCAAUUUCAAUUGGUUGCCUUGGUAUUAAUUGGUCAUCAAUAUCAAAUUAUCGUAUUUUAUUUGAAUUAUCAAUAAAUAAGUCAAAUAUUAUAUUAUGUAAAUUAAUCAAUAAUUUAAAAAAAAAAAUAAAUAAACAAAUCAAUAAUUGUAAGAAACAGAAAUAUAUUACUGAAACAGUUUGGGAAUUUUCGAUAUAA